Molecule: messenger RNA, 2107 nt
Organism: Opisthorchis viverrini
Lineage: Eukaryota; Metazoa; Platyhelminthes; Trematoda; Opisthorchiida; Opisthorchiidae
Exons: 5
Coding region: 603-1583 (326 amino acids)
Biological process (GO): L-leucine catabolic process
Cellular component (GO): mitochondrion
Molecular function (GO): 3-methylbutanoyl-CoA dehydrogenase activity; flavin adenine dinucleotide binding
Source: RefSeq, a predicted model, not a curated record
CUCUGACCUCGUUUACAGCCGUUGUAGAUAGAUCUUCAAGUAUGGGACUUCUGUUUGAUACAAUCUACUAGAAUUUGAGUAUACAUCACGUCAAAUUUCUGGAUGGUUGGGCGUAUAUUCUUUCAUCUAUUUCAUACGGCAGUUCUCUGGGUUUCGGUCACCCAUUUUUUCCUGAGAAUGUCACAUUUUCUCUUCCGUCGCGGAUGCGCCGCUCUAUCCGCGGGCUUUGUGUUACGAUCGAGAAAUGUGCAGGUCGCUCACCUGCCUGUUACUGACGACCUUUAUAGCUUUUCAGACGAGCAGAAACAGGUGAGCGCCACUCGAAUGCUGUAUAUUUGCAGUUCAGGGAAUCAGUUCGCUCUUUUGCGGAGAAGGAACUUUAUCCCAUCGCCGAAGUAACGGAUCAGCAGGAUAAAAUAAGUGAUAUGAAGGUAUUCAUUGAAUAUAAUUUAAUCGAAUUUCGAAGGGAUUAUGGAAGAAAAUUGGGGAAAUGGGUCUUUUAGGUUUAACUGCCCCUGGUAAUUUUCUAUUCAUGUUUUCCCCCAUUCAGUUCAGAAACUUAUGGUGGUACCAACCACGGGCUCCUUGCUCAUUGCAUUGCCAUGGAAGAGAUUUCUCGUGCAUCGGGUUCAGUUGGUUUGAGUUACGGGGCUCAUUCAAAUCUUUGUGUCAACCAGCUUGUUAGGCACGCCACCGAGGAACAGGCCAAAAAAUACCUUCCAGGAUUAAUUUCUGGCGACCUUAUCGGAGCUCUGGCAAUGUCCGAAGUCGAUAGUGGAUCAGACGUAGUUAGUAUGAAGACGAGAGCAGACAGAGUUGGCGAUAAUUAUGUUUUGAAUGGUUCAAAGUUCUGGAUUACCAAUGGAACGGUUGCCGAUGUGGUGAUUGUAUAUGCGAGAACUGAUACAAAUAGUUCUGACUCCCGGCGUGGGAUAUCAACUUUCAUUGUCGAAACCUCCACUCCUGGAUUCUCAGUUGGAAAGAAACUGAAGAAGUUGGGCAUGCGAGGUUCUCCGACGAGUGAAAUAAUUUUCGAAGAUUGCGUAGUUCCCAGUUCCAAUCUUCUGGGAAAACUGAACGAAGGGCUACAUGUCCUCAUGUCCGGCCUCGAUAUUGAACGUCUGGUUUUGGCUGCCGGUCCAGUUGGUCUGAUGCAAGCCGCAUGUGACGUUGCGUUCCACUACGCCCAACAACGUCAUGCAUUCGGCAAACCAAUAUCAGAGUUCGGUCUCAUUCAGGGAAAAAUGGCUGACAUGUAUACUCGGCUGCAAGUCAGUCGGGUCUAUUUGUACACACUGGCGCGGGUCAUGGAUGAGAUCGAGAAUGGAGGCAGUCAGCUCCGUAUUGGUCAGAAGGCGGGACCUGUGAACAUGGAGUGCGCAAACCUCAUCCUUCAUAAUGCCGAAGCAGCCACUCAAGUUGCUUUGGAUGCUAUUCAAAUACUGGGUGGUAACGGCUAUACAGAAGAUUAUCCAGUGGGGCGCAUAUUACGUGACGCCAAGCUGUACGAAAUCGGUGCCGGCACAAGUGAGAUACGGAGGAUGAUCGUCGCUCGUGCUAUCAAUGCUCAGUGCCGCCAAUAACAGGUGUUAUCCUAGUCAAGCAACCCAUUAUACAGGAGCCCGAUUUUUUGGACGAUUGUGAUAAUUUAAAGCCAGCUUUUUUAUCUUUUUGUUCUAUGUCAUUUUUGCAACUCGACUUGUUAUUUCCAGUUUCUUUGCAUAACACACCGGUCCUUUUCCAUCUGAUGUCACAUACGAGUCAAUGCCCCACAGUGUUUUUUCUCAUGCAACUUAUGAUAUAGAAGAUUCGGGCGGUGUGCUGAAAAAAACCUGGCGCAUCUAAGAUUGCCUCACGGAUUUCAGGAGCUGAAGUUUUUAUGUCAGCAGAUCCCACCCUAUAUCAUGCACUACCUCGAGCAAUUAGGCCGCGGUGUCCAACUUUCUAGGUGUUCCUGCUUUAUGUUGCGACCGGGCCAAUUAAAAUAUGGUGCCAUGCUUUAUUCGUCGUCUGCUUAUCCUUUGGAUAUUCACCACUUAUUAGCACAUUCAUCGCAGAAUGUUUUGUUGCCAUUAGGAAGACACGCUCUCUAAUAGAUGGUUUCCCA